Messenger RNA from Aplosporella prunicola CBS 121167, 849 nucleotides. RefSeq lists its product as uncharacterized. The record is from RefSeq and is a predicted model, not a curated record. Lineage: Eukaryota; Fungi; Ascomycota; Dothideomycetes; Botryosphaeriales; Aplosporellaceae. The coding region runs from base 1 to 849 and encodes 282 amino acids. The transcript is spliced from 2 exons.
AUGACAGACGCGGAGCAUCCCUUUCAGCGUGAAGUCGUCCAAAUUUUCCAAUCAGGCUGGUCCGAAAGCAAUAGAAAGCGCAGUAUACAGACAGCAGCAGAACAUCUAUCCCUGAAAACGGCGGAGUCCGGAUCCAGGUCCGGGAUUUACAUCUGGAGCAGCAUCCAAGCGAUACAGCAAUGUGCAAGCAAAAACCCUGUCGCGAUAGAUUUCAUGCUGUUCGUCUUCCAGGCCGCAGCGAAGCAAUUUCCACAGUCCGUAGGCAACGAGUACGGCUCAGGUAGCAAAGCUGGUUUUACGCAACUAAAGUACUGGAUCAUCGAACAAGCCAGCGGGUUCCAAGGGGUGCAUUUCCCUUCCACUGUUGGCAAACCAGAUACGCAAGACCCUUCGAACCUGCGUUUCAGUAAAGCUGAGGUCCAAGAGCAACUUAAUGCGGUGCUUGAACGACUGGAAGAUUGGAGGGAGGAGAGGAGAACAUGGAUCAUUAAUGCUGCCAUACGAGCCCGCUGCAUGUCGCUCAAUAUCUUGGAGCACGAUACCGAAGGUACAGAAGCCGAAGCUCUUAUCGACAGUGCUUUAGGGAGUAAGCAGCUAAGCGAGUCGGAGUAUAUCGGCAUUUGCAUACUGCUUCGCGGAUGUGCAGAAACAUUCUCCACGCGUCUUGGGAAGCAGGGAAAGGGACAGAAGUUUGGGGAAUGGGCACGGGACUUCGCACUUGCCAUAACUGUGCCAUGUAGUUUCUCGGCGAAAGCUCACACAGAGUUAGUUCUUCGCAAUAUAAAAGACGGUCCACACGAUGAGUCGAGCCAGGAGCUUUUUGGUCCUGAUAAGUGGCUUGGAUUGUAG